Molecule: messenger RNA, 437 nt
Organism: Lindgomyces ingoldianus
Lineage: Eukaryota; Fungi; Ascomycota; Dothideomycetes; Pleosporales; Lindgomycetaceae
Exons: 2
Coding region: 5-274 (89 amino acids)
Source: RefSeq, a predicted model, not a curated record
UUACAUGGGUCUCUUCGGCGGAAAUGCCUCGCGAGUUACGAUAUCUGCCCUAUCAGCGGGUGGAGGGUCUGUGAUGCUGCAGGAUAUUAUAUAUGGUUGCACUCUGGGGACUGCUCUUUCCGUCAAUUUGAUAUCAGCGUCUCCUUACUGCCAAUGCAAUAUGGCUAUAAAGACUGAGUCCCUUCCCUGUUGUGCUAUACUUUUGCGACAGCCGCUAGCUGCCGGCCAAUGUUUGCAUAUGGCACUAGUCCGCAGACUAUAUUCCAAUGUCUGAUCUCUCAAGACACCAAAACUCUCUAAUAGGCCUCUUACUUGGUCUCUGGUUCUGGAACAUACGGUACCUGGGGGUCCUGCCUACGGGAGACGGCGUUUUCAUCCAAGAAACAGCGUGUGAAGCCUUACUCAAACGGAAAGUAAAUAGUCUUGACCAUCUCCCC